CCCUUUCCUACUUAAGUGGCCGGCGCCGACCGCGGAGGUCACAUGACUAUUGGGACGCAGAGGAGGCAAGAUGGCUGCACCUGCAGGGCCAUCCUUCUGGCUGGGAAAUGAAACUCUGAGGGUCCCGGCGGCCCUGUUUGCCUUAAACCGAACUCGCCUCUGUGACCGCCUGAGAGCCCACAAGGACAUGCCAAAGAAAUCUAUUGUCCUCUUGCAAGGUGGAGAGCAAACUAACCGAUACUGCACCGAUACAGGCAUUAUCUUCCGCCAGGAAUCCUACUUCCAUUGGACUUUUGGAGUGACUGAGGCAGACUGCUACGGAGCCAUUGAGGUUGACAGUGGAAACGCUAUCUUGUUCAUCCCGAGACUUCCCGAAAGCUAUGCCGUUUGGAUGGGAAAGAUCCAUCCUCCGGAACAUUUCAAGCAGAAGUACGCUGUGAAUGAAGUUCGCUAUACUGAUGAGAUCUCCAGUGUUUUGGCUUCAAAGGGCCCUUCUGUUCUUCUUACUCUCAGAGGCGUUAAUACCGACAGUGGAAGUGUGACCCGGGAAGCAUCAUUUGAAGGAAUCAGCCAGUUUACUGUCAACAACACAAUUCUUCAUCCAGAGAUUGCAGAAUGCCGCGUGAUUAAGACGGACAUGGAGUUGGAAGUCCUCCGCUACACCAAUAAAAUUUCCAGUGAAGCUCAUAAAGAGGUGAUGAAAGCCGUCAAAGCUGGCAUGAAGGAAUAUGAGCUGGAGAGCCUGUUCCAACACUAUUGCUACAACCGAGGAGGCAUGCGCCACACUUCCUACACUUGCAUCUGCGGCAGCGGGAAUAACAGUUCAGUUUUGCACUAUGGACAUGCCGGAGCUCCAAAUGAGAAAACCAUUGAAGAUGGAGAUUUGUGCUUAUUCGACAUGGGUGGGGAGUACUACUGCUAUGGCUCGGACAUCACCUGCACCUUUCCGGCCAACGGGAAGUUCACUCCGGACCAGAAGGCCAUCUAUGAAGCGGUGCUGAAGUCCUCCCGGGCUGUGCUGAGGGCAGUCAAGCCAGGGGUCUCCUGGCCUGACAUGCACCGUCUCGCAGACCGGGUCCAUCUGGAAGAGCUCACCAAAAUUGGCAUCCUCCAAGGCAACAUUGACGACAUGGUGAAGGUUCAUCUGGGCGCAGUAUUCAUGCCCCACGGACUUGGGCACCUCCUGGGGAUCGACGUCCAUGAUGUGGGAGGCUACCCAGAGGGGGUGGAACGGAUUGACCUGCCGGGCCUCCGGAGCCUGCGGACCGCCCGCGUCCUCAUCCAGGGCAUGGUGUUGACCGUCGAACCGGGCAUUUACUUCAUUGACCACCUUUUGGACCAGGCUCUGGCUGACCCAGCUCAGGCAUGCUUCCUCAAUAACGACGUCCUUGCGCGCUUCCGAGGUUUUGGCGGAGUGCGAAUUGAAGAUGACAUUGCUGUGACGGCCAGCGGGAUGGAGCUGCUGACCUGUGUCCCGCGCACCGUGGAGGAAAUCGAGGCCUUCAUGGCCGAAGCCCAGGGCAACCCCAAGUCCUUUGCCUCUGUCUCCAGCCAAAGCAGCGGUCCCUAAAGUGGCCAGGGCUCCCUCUCACGUGAAUGUGGCCACUUCCACAAAUGCUCCUUUAAAGCAAAGCAGCUGUUUCCUUUAUUACAAAGAGGGGGGAAAAGAAGGCUUUGUGACUUGUGCUGCAUUCAUACUGCAAAGGCUUAUAUUGAAAAAAAAAAUUGGUAACUUCAGGUGCCUGAAACGGAUCAUGGCUCAACCUUAACUUUGCUUCUUUGCAAAGAGCCCUGUCCUGUUUGAAGGAUGGAUGCACUUGCUGUCUGGGAAGCACUAAUCAUAAGGAAAUAUAGGAAUCAGCAUAUUCUAAGAUUGUACUAACACAUGCAGAUGAAUGGUUGCUUUGAAUUAAUCAUGGUGAAACCUGUUGGACUAAACAAAUAAAAAUUGCCCAAAGAAGAGCCUUCAUCCCUCUUCCAUUUCUUUCCCUGAGCUCUUUCUUUCAAGCAUCCUCUUGCUGGAAGGGCUGGGCUAUUUUGACACUGAAGUCAAUUCAUGACUCUGAAGUCUGGUCCUUUCACUGUGAAGACAUUUGGACUAAAAUGGUUAUACUGUGUGGGGCUUUUUGCUCUGAAGAUGAGAACAGGGUAUGGUUGAGGUCUGCAACACACUCCAGUGAGCUCACAAGAAAAUGAAGAUGAUUGGCCCCAGCCUGGCCACUUAGCAGCAAACUUUGGGUGCCAACCCCCCCCCAAGUUUCCAUCUGUUAGCUAAGGAGAUUUGAUGCAGUGUUUUCAUUCUGGGAGGAAACACAGCCAUUCCUGUAUGCUGCACAGAAUUCCUUAUAUGCCCAGAAGGGUGAUAUACUAACCAUCCCAUGCUAAACUAUGUGUUCACUUACAUCAGUGAUUCCCAAACUCUGCUCCUACAGAUGUUUUGGACUUCUGCUCCCAGAAUUCCUGGUUGCUGAUUAAGUUGGCUGGGGCUUCUGGAAGUUGAAGUACAAAACAUUUGGAGAAUCAAAAUUUGGUAACCAAUGACUUACAUGGACCUUGUUGCCAACCGCUUCCAUCACUGGAAAAACUGAACUCUUCUGAUGUUUGGUCCCUCAAUGGAGAGCAAACUGUGCCCUUUCAGUGAUUUAGGACUCCAGCUCCCAGAAGCCUCAGCCAUGUUGGUCAAUAGUCUGGGAUUCUGGGAGCUGAAGUCCAAACUCUCCUAAAGGGCAGAGUUUGGGGACCACUGACCACUCACAGAAGGACAAGGAAGCACAAUUUUGCAAGGUGUUUUUUAAUUAUUUUCUAUCACUGUUGCCACGUUCUUGACCCAGUAUUUCUAAAUGCUUAUACAAACACAACGACUGCAAGGAAAGAGGAGGUACAAAAGUCAUUUUCACUAGUCCAGUCAGUCAUAUGCAAACAUACUAUCAAUGAAAACGGUUCGAAUGAAGAAAAGAAAAAUAAAUUAAAGCGGUGUUACGCUGCCUUCCCUGCUC
Molecule: messenger RNA, 2996 nt
Organism: Sceloporus undulatus (fence lizard)
Lineage: Eukaryota; Metazoa; Chordata; Lepidosauria; Squamata; Phrynosomatidae
Gene: PEPD
Product: peptidase D
Exons: 15
Coding region: 71-1570 (499 amino acids)
Molecular function (GO): metalloaminopeptidase activity; manganese ion binding
Source: RefSeq, a predicted model, not a curated record